Meloidogyne enterolobii is the source of this 1152-nucleotide messenger RNA. The record is from the annotation of a GenBank genome assembly. Lineage: Eukaryota; Metazoa; Nematoda; Chromadorea; Rhabditida; Meloidogynidae.
AUGGAUGAUGAAAAUAAGAAACUGCGUUCUAAAAACGAUCAAUUCUCCGCACAAUUAGAAAAACAGCUUAGGGAGUUGGAACAAUUGGGCGCUGAGAAUGCUCAAUUGAAACGAGAGAAGAACGAGCAAGACGAACGUCAUGUCAUCUUUGAACAAACUGUGAAGAACAAGCUUAUUGAGACUCACCAGUUGGGUGAUGAAAACAAAAAGUUACGUUUGAAAUGUGAACAAUUUUGUGAGCAAUUGGAAAAGAAGAAAACAGAGAUUACUAAGUUUUGCGAAGAUCGCGACAUGGCUAUGAAAGAGGUGCUGAAACUUCGUGAAGAGCGUGACCUUGCAAAAACUUUUAUGGAGAAAGCAGCUGCCGACAUUCAUUCAAAAGAUAUUAUGAUUCGAAAUAUUGAGACUAACUUUGAACAUCAACGUCAAGCUCUUCAAAUUGAAUUCAAUAAUGAACGUGGUCAUUUUAAAAACGUGGAGCAAGAAUGGUUAAAUGCUAAUGGACAACUGGCCAAAGAACUUACUAAUGCUAAUGAUUUUGUUCGGGAGCUUGAGUAUAAGAAAUCACAAAUUGAGCAGAAACUCAAAAUUCGAAGCGAUGCAUAUAAGCAAAUUGAGAAAUUAAAAGUCGAGAUGAGCCAUGCUUCUGAAUUGUAUAAUAAGCUUCAAGCGAAAUUUGAAGCUGUUCAGGCUGAAAAUGAAAAAUUAGUUUCUGUCAAUGCUGAAUUAAAGAAGGAGGCCACUAAUUUCCAAUCUCAAAACAAAGCUAUGAGUCAAUCAUCUGUUGAAUUGGAUCAAUUCAAGGGUACAAUUGCGGAAUUGAAUACAAAGCUGGAUCAACAACGUUCUCGUAAUCAAGAGUUGAGAGAUGCUAAUUAUAAGCUGAUGGAUACUGUGAAGCUCCUCCAAUCUUCCAAAUCGCUUGUUAAUGGUACGCCUCCCAUUACCAAUGGAAACAUUUCCGGUACUCAUGUCGAACAAGAUUCUGCGGUUGUUGAAAAGCUCGUCUUAGAAAACAAACAAUUCAAGUCAACAUUGGAUUCAUUGAAUAAGCAACUGGAAGAGGUUUCAAAGAUUGCGAUGGAGGUUGAAAUUGAUAGAGAUGCUAAGGUUGCACAAAUCGAGAAAAUGUUAAAUGAAGCAAAAUCGUAG